CAUUGUGAAAAAUUUUUAAUUUCGGACAAAACAAAACAAAAACAAAAUCCUAUUCAAGAGACGUGUGUUGCUUGGCCAAAAUGUUACUAUUCCUACGAUCCCGAGUGGAGUACACAGCGGAACAGCUUUUCAAAAUAAAACAGCUGCGACAACUAGUGGAAAAAUCGGAUGUACUUCAUGUGGGCACGGAUGAUAUAUUUCUAACGAAAUUCCUUCAUUACACACACUGGGAUACAAUAAAAGCCUAUCAAGCUAUACAUGCCUACUACGAUUUCAAGCACAAACAUCCCAACUGGGUGGCCCGGCAUCCUGUGGACUAUUAUCAAAAGUUAUUCUAUGCCACACAUGCGCGUUUCGUGAUGCCAAAUGUGGAUAAAAAUGGACGAGUUUUGGUCAUUUUUAAGACAGUCGAUGCUUUCCAGCAGUUUCCAGACUAUCUGCAGAGUCUGGUGGAGAUCGAUGAUUUGAUUUUCGAAUCGCUUUUAAUGCUACCGCGUGUCCAGGAGCAUGGUAUCACGGUUAUAUGUGAUCUACAGGGCACCACACGAAAUUUUCUGAGACAAUUUUCACCGUCAUUUAUGAAAAUAGUCAAUGAUAAAAAUGGUGUUAUACCCUUUACACAACGCAUAGUUCACAUUAUUCAACGCGGUUUUCUUAUGCAUGUGACCUCCACUCUAUUCAUGCCCUUUAUGAACAAAGAGUUCAAGGAGAAGAUCUUCACACACGAUGGCAAACAUCUUAGCAAAUUGCGGGAAAUGAUUGGUUAUGAGAGUCUGCCAGCUGAAUAUGGAGGACCUGCAACCAAUGUCCUUGACACAAAUUUGAUUUUUAAUUAUUUGAGUCAAAAUUCCAAAUAUCUUGAAAAAUUGCAGGAUUAUGAAAAACGGCCGGUAUAAGUUUUACUAAAUUAUAUUAAGCAAAAAAAAUAAAUUAAAAAAUGUCCAAAUUAAGAAAAAGAA
This is a messenger RNA of Drosophila willistoni, 959 nucleotides long. Its product is annotated as retinaldehyde-binding protein 1. The record is from RefSeq and is a predicted model, not a curated record. NCBI's taxonomy places the organism in Eukaryota, Metazoa, Arthropoda, Insecta, Diptera, Drosophilidae. Gene Ontology annotation, cellular component: membrane. Gene Ontology annotation, molecular function: phosphatidylinositol bisphosphate binding. The transcript is spliced from 4 exons. The coding region runs from base 81 to 896 and encodes 271 amino acids.